Messenger RNA from Musa acuminata subsp. malaccensis (wild Malaysian banana), 924 nucleotides. Its product is annotated as large ribosomal subunit protein eL15z. Gene Ontology annotation, biological process: cytoplasmic translation. Gene Ontology annotation, cellular component: ribosome; cytosolic large ribosomal subunit. Lineage: Eukaryota; Viridiplantae; Streptophyta; Magnoliopsida; Zingiberales; Musaceae. Gene Ontology annotation, molecular function: structural constituent of ribosome; RNA binding. The record is from RefSeq and is a predicted model, not a curated record.
AAGGCCGCCUCCCCUUGCGCCACCUCUGCCGUCGCUGCCAAAACCCUAGCCCUUCGACGAGCGGAGAGAUUCUUCGGAGAAAUGGGGGCCUACAAGUAUGUGUCGGAGCUGUGGAGGAAGAAGCAGUCGGAUGUGAUGCGGUUUCUGCAGCGUGUGAGGUGCUGGGAGUAUCGCCAGCUUCCGUCGAUCGUCCGUGUCACCAGGCCGACGCGCCCCGACAAGGCUCGACGCCUUGGUUACAAGGCCAAACAGGGUUUUGUGAUUUAUCGUGUUCGAGUUAGACGUGGUGGCAGAAAGAGACCGGUGCCUAAAGGUAUUGUCUAUGGGAAGCCAAAGCAUCAGGGUAUCACCCAGCUGAAAUUUCAAAGAAAUAAGAGGUCAGUUGCUGAGGAGAGAGCUGGACGUAAGUUGGGAGGGCUGAGGGUGCUAAACUCUUACUGGGUGAAUGAGGAUUCAACUUACAAGUAUUAUGAGAUCAUCCUUAUUGAUCCGGCUCACAGUGCGAUUAGGAAUGACCCCAGGAUCAACUGGAUCUGCAAGGGUGUCCACAAGCAUCGGGAGCUUCGUGGACUCACUUCUGCUGGUAAGAAAUAUCGUGGCCUUCGUGGUAAAGGCCACCUCCAUCACAAGGCCAGACCCUCCCGCAGGGCAACCUGGAAGAGGAACCAGACCUUGUCCCUCCGCCGAUAUCGUUAGGCUACCUUCAUUGACCAGUUUUGUCUGUGACUUUAUUCGGUUGGAACAAGGUAGUUCAGUUAUCAACUUGUGGUGUCUGUUCCAAGAUACUGUUCACUUGGGAAAUUAUCUCUGCUCUUCCUUUAGAUUUAUGUACCUCAGUGAUAAACUAGUUUUGUUUCUGCUGAGGCAUUGCCUUCUCCUUUGCUAUGAUUUCACCUUUUGAGAAAGUUCAGUUGUCUUCCUCCA